AUGUUUGUUUUUGUGACCACAUUGGAGGUGAUUUUAUUUUCAAUACUGCCGUCUGUUUACGGGCUGCGGCUGACGAGAUCGGGCGCCCGUUAUAAUGUGACCGGCGCACGACGACGCGCGUCUCUCCUCAAGGUGUUUGCGAUGUGGUAUACGUGGACGACGUUACUGCUGGUGUCGAGUGCACUAGUAAGGGCGGAGCCCGGAGCGGAGGGGCCGGCCCCGGCGCCUGUGGCGACCACCCGCCCACCGCCACGCACCCUCGACCGACAAGCCGCUGAACUCGCAUGGAAGUCCUGGCUCCAAAGUCCUGAAAGCAACAAUCAAAAUGCCCCACCACGAAGAAUAACCACUAAAUCUCUGUUUAUAACGCCUCUCAAUUGUCCCGAAGGACAGAGACUCGAUAGAAAUGGCUGUGUUCAGGUGGUGACAGUAAACAAAGAUGAACACGAACGUAUCCUACUGGAGCAUCUGAACGCUUGGUUUGUGACUUCAGCUCCUGGUGGAGAUGUACUCUAUGACUACGGAGAUGCUGAUCCUGGGCCACUGCAACUUUCUAUACCCAUUGGUUUAGAUCCACAAGCAGCACCACUUCAAGGUCAAGAGCCAUCUUCACAGGCUCAAGAACUACAACCGAACUACAUGAAAGUUGACAAGAAAGAUACGAAUAAAGCAGACGGCGACGUCAGCAUAGAAGCAGAAUUAGAACUCUUAAAACUUCAAAAUACAUUGAAUCCGAACAAUACAGCAGUCAUUGAUAGUUCAUAUUUGGUAAAUCAGAAUAUACUGACGCACAAUUAUCCUGAUAAACCCAAACGUGAUAGCUCAAGCGUCAAUAUAACGGAAACUGAAUCGCCAAGCAAUAUUACCGAUGAAGGACAAAAAGAAUUAGUUUAUGGACACGUUAACGUUGACCCCAUUCUUUAUAACACAGAAAAUCAAAAUCAAACAGAUUCUAUAGAAGAUUUAGCGUCGAGCAGCUUGACAGAGAUUGAAAAUAAUGCAACUUCUGUUAAUGAAGCUCAAGUAAACUCGUCUAAUUUAACAAGUGCCGAAACUGAACGUAUAAAUUCAAGUACGAAUGUUCUGAAAAAAGAUGGAGAUCAAAGCAAACUCAGUCCCGAAAGUGACUAUUCUGAUAUUGGCGAAGCUAUCAAAUUAAUAAGUCGAUAUGCCGAUGUCACUACUGAUGAUAACUUUACCAAAGAACAAAAUAACAAUUUAAUGAAAGAGGACAGCAUUCUGGGUACCCGUACUAAGCUUCAGUAUCGUCGAAAUAGGCCAAAAGAUCAGAAUAGGGAACCAGCUCGUACCGCGCCUGUUCAUACACCGCUUGAAAUGGUUUACAGUGAUAAGACCGCAACGCAUAAUGUGUUCCUCCCAAAAUAUGAGGUUUACUACAGAUAUCCCUGGCAAGGCCAACAUUCUCCGACGCCUCCACCAGAUUAUCCGUUCCGACAUUUACAGGAUUACUGGCCUGGUCGAAAUCAAGUAGGUGGUGUGUAUAACACCCACGAGAACCCUCGGCGCCAUCAUCAUUCGUAUCCACACAACUUUCGGCUACACAACUACCCACAUGCGGGAUACGCGGGCGUACCUCCAGCAUACCCAGAGCAACUGAAGGGAUAUAUUCAUCGUGCAGUCCAACACCACGCCGACCCAACGCGAGCUCACACAAACAACCAGGACCUCUACAGCCUCCUUGGCCUCAGACAUUGGUUCAGUAGUGAAGGGACAUCAAAAAGAUAG
This is a messenger RNA of Spodoptera littoralis (African cotton leafworm), 1746 nucleotides long. Lineage: Eukaryota; Metazoa; Arthropoda; Insecta; Lepidoptera; Noctuidae. The record is from the annotation of a GenBank genome assembly.